GACAAAGUCAUGGUGUGAACUGCGAAGAAUAGCGGGAAUAUUUUCGUGAAUUCACAAAUGGUUUUUGAUAUUUGUAUGGACGAUUAAGUGUAGAGUAGUUAUAACAAAAUGACCACGGAAGCAGCAACAGUUGAUGUUGACGAUGCAGAAGAUUGCCAAGGGCAAGCUAAACUCAUCAAAUCGCUAGAGGGCAAUGGCAUCACAGCAGGUGAUAUUAAAAAAUUGGAGGAAGCUGGAUAUUUCACGGUUGAAUCUGUUGCUUAUACUCCCAAAAAAGCCUUGAUGGCUAUCAAAGGAAUUAGUGAAGGAAAAGCAGAUAAAAUUAUUCAAGAAGCUUCAAAAUUAGUAGCUAUGGGAUUCAAGACUGCAGCUGAAGUUCAUAUGAUAAGAGCAAAUAUAGUUUACAUAACUACUGGUUCUGCAGAAUUGGACAGACUUUUAGGAGGAGGAAUAGAAACAGGAUCAAUUACAGAAAUUUUUGGAGAAUUCAGAACUGGAAAAACUCAGUUAUGUCAUACUUUAGCUGUAAAUUGUCAAUUGCCUGUUGAUAUGGGAGGUGCUGAAGCAAAAUGUAUAUACAUUGACACUGAAGGUACAUUUAGACCUGAACGUUUAAUUGCUGUUGCUGAAAGAUAUAACAUCAAUGGAGAUAGUGUUCUUGAUAAUGUUGCCACUGCAAGAGCUUAUAAUUCUGAUCACCAAACUCAACUUUUAAUAAAAGCUAGUGCUAUGAUGUCAGAGUCUAGAUAUGGAUUGCUAAUUAUUGAUAGUGCAACUGCACUCUAUAGAACUGAUUAUACUGGAAGAGGUGAAUUAGGGGCUCGUCAAAAUCAUUUGGCUAGAUUUAUGAGAUUGUUGCUUCGUUUGGCUGAUGAAUUUGGAUGUGCUGUAGUAAUUACUAAUCAAGUAGUAGCUCAAGUUGAUGGUGCUGCUAGCAUGUUUGGAGGUGAUCAAAAAAAACCAAUUGGUGGUAAUAUAUUGGCUCAUUCAAGUACAACAAGAUUGUAUUUCCGUAAAGGAAGAGGUGAAACUAGGAUUUGUAAAAUUUAUGAUUCUCCAUGUUUACCAGAAAGUGAAGCUACAUUUGCAAUUAAUGCAGAUGGAAUUGGUGAUGUCAAAGAAUAAUCUAUAUAAAGGGUUUAUGUUUUUUCUAUAAUAUAAUUUCAAAUAAAUAUAUAAAUUAGUGUAUGUAUUAAGUAUUUGAUUAGAAUAUUUGUAUAAGUAUUAAUGUCAAAUAGGUUUCAAAUUGAUGAAGGCUCUUUUUAAAUAGAAAUCAUCUUGACAAACCUACUUUUAUUGUGCAAACAAUUUCCUUAUUUUUAAAUAUCUACAAUAUCUUCUUUAUUUUAUUUUAAUUUAGUUUAAAGUGCUGUUUAAUAUAUAGAAACUGAAUAUUUCAUCAAUUAAACUAUUGUAUAAAAUAUAUUUAGAGUGUAUAUUAUUUUCUAUAAUUUUAAGUUUCUUAAAAAUAAAGUUG
This is a messenger RNA of Phymastichus coffea, 1477 nucleotides long. It is a transcript of the gene spn-A, whose product is annotated as DNA repair protein RAD51 homolog 1. The transcript has 2 exons. The record is from RefSeq and is a predicted model, not a curated record. Gene Ontology annotation, molecular function: double-stranded DNA binding; DNA strand exchange activity; ATP hydrolysis activity. Gene Ontology annotation, biological process: reciprocal meiotic recombination; DNA recombinase assembly; mitotic recombination. Gene Ontology annotation, cellular component: condensed nuclear chromosome. The coding region runs from base 109 to 1125 and encodes 338 amino acids. Lineage: Eukaryota; Metazoa; Arthropoda; Insecta; Hymenoptera; Eulophidae.